Thermochaetoides thermophila DSM 1495 is the source of this 2286-nucleotide messenger RNA. RefSeq lists its product as uncharacterized. The record is from RefSeq and is a predicted model, not a curated record. Gene Ontology annotation, molecular function: protein-macromolecule adaptor activity; protein binding. The transcript has 3 exons. Gene Ontology annotation, cellular component: nucleus. Gene Ontology annotation, biological process: proteasome-mediated ubiquitin-dependent protein catabolic process. Lineage: Eukaryota; Fungi; Ascomycota; Sordariomycetes; Sordariales; Chaetomiaceae. The coding region runs from base 1 to 2286 and encodes 761 amino acids.
AUGAACGAUACCCAACCCCAAUUGAUAUCAUCCCAACCCGAAAUCGUGAUUGAGGACACCUCGACAAGCCAGACAGAGAAUCUUACCCCAAACAACUCUGCGAAUACCGCCGCCAGCACCAUCCCAUCGUCACCGCCUAGGCCUCGCAAGGAACGCCGCAACCCAUCCAUCACACCCCGAAAGUUCCAGCGCUUCUUCACUCCCCGUUCUCGUAUCCCCUCAAAGCCCAGUGCCGCCCGCAAGGCCCUCUGCGACCUCACAGCCCCUGCCCUCAACCGCUGCCAGACCCCGUCGAGCCCCCUGAAGCCUGUUUCAGAGGAUCAAAACUCACCGCAACUCCCCGAGGAUUCCCGCAAUGUUGACGAUGACCACCGUGGAAAGCGCCGCAAGAUUCAUCACACCCCAGACAAGGAGUCGAGCCUCCUACCCUCUCCUCUGAACUCGUCGCCCCUACUGCCGACUCCGGAGCUGAAGGAAGGUCCGAGCAGCCCUCUCCGCUCGUUACGUGCUCGCCGGGGUGUGGAAGAUGAGGCUGAGAGUGAUAGGUCGGAUUCGGAGAAUGAAGACGAGGAGGAUGUCUUGGUCAGGCGGCCCACUCCCCUUUAUCGGCGUGGUAUGGCAGGACAGUUGGUGCAGCGCAUGAUGGGAGCCAUGCGGUUUGCUGGCGAGCGGCCAUUGCAGUGUCCUGUUAUUGACUGGCGCAUGGAAACGGCGGACUGGUAUAGCAAACCUGAAGACACCCACUUCUCCUCGAGCCAUGAAGGCGCUCCUCGUGCCAUUCCUUUUUGCACGACCGGCUGCAACAAAAACAGUCUGGUGGCCGUCGGUGAUGAGGAAGGCUACGUCCGCUUUCUGGACUCAGAUGGCGAGUUCUCCCAGAUCUUCCUAUCUUUCCAAGCCCAUGGGAACGCCAUCAUUGAUAUGGCCUUCUCUGAAGACGACUACCUGCUAGCCACGGCAUCAGGCGACCAGACUGGUCGUGUGAUCGAUGUUAUGGCCCAGAAGCCCAUUUCAGUUUUAAGCCACCACACUGCUUCCCUCAAACAAAUUCGUUUCCAGCCCGGUCGCGGCGCUAGUUGCGUGCUGGCCACGUCCGGCCGCGACGGCAGCAUCCAAAUCUGGGAUCUACGUUGCCGCGGCGGACCCGUCCAGGACGUUACUAUCGUUCCUGAGACAGGCCUCCAUCACCGCUUGCCGAAACCUCCCAAUCCAGGCUGCGUCGUCAACAGCAUUGACCGUGCGCACGCAAUUCCACCUCAUUCUCGUAACUCCAAAGGCCAACAGCCCUCCAACUCAGGCGACGCUCCCCGCCUAGGCGAAGUCCUCAACCGCAACGGCGAAGUCUCAGUCACCGCUCUCCAAUUCCUGCCCCCUGGCCAAGAACACCUCCUCCUCUCUGCCUGCGAAGCCGAUGCGUCCAUCCGCCUCUGGGAUAUCCGCGCCGUGCAUACCUCCCGCCAUUCGCGCACCUCGACCCCCGUGUCCUGCACACCUCCUCCCCCGUCGCACGUCUCCUUUCGCCCCUUCGGCAUCUGCUCCAUGGCGCUCAACAACGAAGGCACGCGCCUGUAUACUCUCUGCAAGGACAACACCGUCUACGCCUACAGCACGGCGCACCUCGUUCUCGGCCACGCAACAGAGCUGACCCCAGCCCUUCCCGGCGCCGAGCCUCCCCGCAGAAGACACCACCCUCACGGCCUCCCGCACCGGGGGCUUGCUCCUUUAUAUGGAUUCCGCCAUCCCCUCUUCCACGCGACCUCCUUCUAUGUCAAGGCCGCGAUCCGUCCUGUUUCGAAUGGCCGUUCCGAGUUGCUAGCUGUCGGCUCGAGCGACGCCUGCGCAGUCCUCUUCCCCACCGACGAGCGGUACAUUCGCGAGGCCUGGCUCUCUUCUGGGGCCGAUCCCGAACCUUACUACGUUGGCACGCCAACUGCCUGCCUGCCCAACCAGUCUAGUUCCCGCCCCGGCCUGCGCUCACACACCGCCGCGUUGGCGCGGUCAAACAGUUUCCUUUCUCAGCAGCAGGCAGCGAACAAGAGUGUCCCCAUCGUCACACUCGGUACGCCUCUUGUGCGGGGUCACACCAAGGAGGUGGGUGCUGUGGCAUGGACAUGUGGUGGGGAGAGGUUGGUGACGGUUGGGGAUGAUUUUAUUGUGCGGUUGUGGAGCGAGGAUCGGGAGGUGGCAAGGGAUUUGAGGACUGGUGGCGAGACGGGCGGCAGGAGGUGGGGGUGUGGUUGGGCUGAUGUGGGGGAUGCGUGGGACGGGGAUGAGGAUGAUUGGUGA